CAAAGGGUAUCUUUAUACUGAAUAUCAGAAAUUAGAGAAAAUGACAUACAACCCUAAUUCACCUGCGAGUCUUGACCUCCGUGCCCUUGCUGUGCAUAAUAAGAGGAAGAAAGCAAUGCGAGAACCCAAGAUUAAUAAGUCUGAAGAACUUCCACUAGAAACAAUUAGAGAGAAAUAGGUUUAGAAUACUAAACGGAAAUGGUAGAAAGAAACCCCAAAAUUUUGAAGAAAACAGCUAUAACUACACUCGGAAUUGAGAGAAUUCCAAGAAUAAUAGAUGAAACAAGAGCACAUUGUUUCAGAACUACUCCUAUCACUACCAUAAACAGGCAAAGCAAAGGAGUUCGAAUACCAUCAACAAGUCCUUUACUGAAAAGAAGUCUAAUCCUCACAGAAGCUUCAUAAAACCCGCAUUGAAGCCUGUAUUGAGCUAUGACUCGAGGGACGUGCCAACGUCCCGUCAGAGCAUUGCUAAAAAGUCUUUCUGAGAGAACAAGAAAUUACACAGUAAGGCCAAGAAUGGAAGUAUCCACAAAAGAAAAAUCAAAAAUUAUAAAUUAAAAGAAAUUAGUCGAUAUGAGAGGAAGAAAAUUUAAUCAUCUCUUAGUGAACCAGAAAAGAGUUCAGAGGAAGGUAAGCAAGGGUAGCAGCAAGGAUCAGAGGAUGAAUAGCCAUAUGGAUGAAGAUCAGUGAAAUUUGGUCGAUGCAGGCUCUUGAGAAGGCAUCCAGAGUAACCCUAAGGAGUUAAAACUUGGCAGAGGGACUAUUACCUGAAGGCACAUUGGGAGAAAUGACUUAAGCAAAGAGAUUCUUGCUACUGAACCUUGAACUAAUAAUUUCAAUGAAGAGAUUGGAAGAGAAAUCAUCUCUGAAAUCAUAAAUACGGAUGACAUAAGCAUGGAAGAGGAGAAAUCUCAUCUUUGUAAAUCAAGCAUUAGAAAGAAAUGCAAACGCGAGCUUUCAAUGAAUUCCGACGCACAAAUGGAGUCUGAAGAUAUUCUUCAAGGCAGAGUACUCAAUUUUUCAAAAUAACAGUUUCUGGAGUUUUCAGAAUAAUAAGAAUUUGAAGAAGACGAGGAAACCAUUACAGUUAAGAUACAUGAGGAACUAUGGAGAGAUGCUCCUCGAGCGGUACCUUCUCCGAGAGAAAGAUAUACGUGACCCUUUGCUAGGACACAGCAUUUCUCGACAGACUAGAGGGAAGGUUGCGAAAUGGAUCAGAAAUGUCUGAGAGUCACUGAAAACCACUCAAACUUGCCCCAGGCUCUACAGUCUAGCAAUGUACAUUUUCGAUUAUCUCCUCUGGUCUCAGCAAGGUAAAGAUUCGAUAACGAACCAGAACAUUCACUUGAUUUCAGUUGUGAGUAUUUUCAUGGCAUCAAAAUUUGAAGAAGUUGAGCCACUCAAGUUAAAAUAUGUUUACAAGAACAUUGCACACAAGGAGUUCAGUAAGAAUAAGAUCAUUAUCACUGAGCGUAAUAUACUAAAAAUAAUAUCCACUCUAUCAUUUGUGAUUGCUUAUGACUUUGUGGCCCUGAUAACAGAAAAUUUGCAGACCUUUACACCGGAAGAAGAGGCUAUCUUGAAGCUUUUCAUCGAGCAGUGAAAUCAUAGAUUAGAAGAGUGUAUCAUUCAUCCCUAUUUGAGUCAGUUUAAGCCAUCCACAUUGUCAAUUAUUUGCCUCAACCUGGCCCUUAACGAGUUUGCACAAAAGACAACCUAUUUGGAAGAUGUAGAUAAGGAGAAUAUUAAUAUUUCCAACCAGGAGCAAUCAGGCAACGCUAGAAGUGAGUAUCUGAAGUGCAGGGUCCCCUUUACAAAAAUUAGACAUAACCGUAGCAGGCCAGUUAACUCUUUAGAGCGGUUGAAAGAAGAGUUAAGAAUUCGGGCAACCUCGAAUUGCGCAUAUUUGGCUCCUAAGAAAACUCAAAAUUCUUCAAAUUGUCUUAAGAAAAAGUUGGUAAGGAGGUGGAGAAGCCAGAUUAGUAAAUUAGAGGAAUAUGGCAUGACAAUGCCCGAUAUUGAACGAAUUAUCUAAACCUCUAAGUUUAUGGACAUUUCUGGCCAUCCAGAUUUCCAUAAUUAGCUUUCAAAAUUAAUUUCAAGUUAAAUAUUU
Moneuplotes crassus is the source of this 2116-nucleotide messenger RNA. NCBI's taxonomy places the organism in Eukaryota, Ciliophora, Spirotrichea, Euplotida, Euplotidae. The record is from the annotation of a GenBank genome assembly.